AUGGUUGAAGUCCGCGAUUCCGAAGGUGAGGUGGUUCGUAUCACAGUGCUGUCCGUAGGAUAUACAGCAAUCGAAACAUCAAAUGAUGUACGGUACCAAUGCUACCGCAGUGUACAACAUGCGGAUGCUACAUUGUCCUUCGGACGGUCUGCACCCAUAACAACCAGUAUAUCACCACCACCACACAGAAAUCACCCUGUCCCUAUACAUGCAGAUGUAUUGAUUGUUUGGUUCUCUGAUUAUGGAGAUUAUUGGCAUACGAACGGGUUUGGUCCCUUCUACUGCGAGGCUGCUACGGCUUGUGGAGAUGUAACAAGGGUCACUACAUUUUUUCAGAGAAGUGAUGCUAAGUUCAUACCAAGUGAUGGAGUGUUUACAAAGACAGUCAGUGUGGCAGACACAGGAGUAGUGAUCUCAAUGACUGAUCGAUACCAACCUGAUGAUGAUGGAAGUAUCACAUGGAGGAAAGAUGGUGGUGAUGUUCUUACACAAUUUGAGGGACAGACCAGUAUCAGCUUCCCAAGCCCAAUCCGGAUAUCAGACCAAGGGAUUUAUGAGAUCUACUACGAUGGCGAGAGAGAUCAAAACAGAGGAGGAAUAUACAGACUUAUCGUCAGGGAAUGUCCUGCCGGUAAGUGGGGUCCACCUAGAUGUUAUGGUGUCUGUGAUAACUGCUACAACGGUGGUGUCUGUGAUGAUAAAUCUGGUCUUUGCAUCUGCCCAAACAAUUUCAAAGGAAAGAAUUGUUUAGAAAUUUGCAGGGAUGAUGGAGGGAAUAACUUUGGAAUAAACUGCGAAUCUUAUUGCUCAUAUCGUAACUCGCCAACUCAAUGUCGUGGCUUUCUGUUCUGUCUACCUGAUCCUUAUGGAUGCUCAUGUGAUGUUGGUUCCCAAGGCCUUUCAUGUGAUAGUGAUUGUCUAGUUGGUACAUAUGGCGUAGGAUGCUCACAGACAUGUCACUGUGCAGAUGAGUCAUCGUGUGACCCUUUUAGUGGAAUAUGUACUACAGGUGGAUGCCAGCCUGGUUGGUCAGGGAACAAUUGUCAAAUUCCUGAUAUCUGUGAAGCCGGUUACUAUGGACCUCAAUGUAUUGAUAAAUGUUAUUGCAUGGAUGAUGCAUCAUGUGAUAAAACAACAGGAGCAUGUCCUCAGGGGAAGUGUGCCUUGGGAUACAGCGUACACGAAGGAAACGAUACUUGUCAAGAGGACGAACCUCCACUGUUUGAAUACUGUCCAAUGAGUGUAACCGUCAUUACGGAUCCUGGCAAAGCGACUGCACUCGUGACUUGGCACGAACCUUCAGUAUCCGACAACUUACCUGAUCCGGUUACUAUUGUGCCCGUCAUAAACCGAAAUGAUAGCGAAUUCAGUUUAUACCACAGCGGAUCGAUGUUUGAUACCGGGAACGGCAUGGAUUUCGAUAUAGGGAUGUAUAUCGCUAAGUACAACGCAACAGACGGCUCGGAUCAAGAGGUCGACACGUGUUCGUUUGAAAUACACGUCAAAGACACUGAGGAUCCGGUUAUAACUGAUUGCCCGCCAUCCAUGACUGUACCCACGGAGGAUGGGACAAUGUAUGCUACUGUGUCGUGGAAUGCCCCAAACGCAACUGAUAAUUCAAACGAUGUUACACUGACUUUUAACGAGGAACACACCUGGAGUAAUUCUGGCUUGUUUCCCAUCGGGCUCACCCCUCUUUCUUACACAGCCGAAGACCCAUCAGGGAAUAGAGCAACUUGCUCCUUCACUAUAUCCGUUAUAGAUAACGAGGAACCUGUUAUACGUAACUGCCCACCUUCCAUGUCUGUAUCCAUGGAAACAGGUCAAGAUUACGCUACGGUGUCUUGGGUUGCACCAAUUGUAACGGACAAUUCUAAUAGAGUGACAAUGACAUUCAAUGAAGCCGACGCCUGGACAAACCCUGACAACUUUCCUGAAGGAAUGACCUCUCUGUCCUAUACAGCUGAAGAUGCCGCUGGAAAUAAAGCGACUUGCGUGUUCACCAUAUCAGUUUUAGAUAAAGAGGAACCUGUCAUACAUUACUGCCCACCUUCGAUGUCUGUUUCAAUGGAAACAGGUCAGGAUUAUGGUAUGGUAUCUUGGGUUGCACCAAUUGUAACCGACAAUUCUAAUAGAGUGACAAUGACAUUCAAUGAAGCCAACGCCUGGACAAAUCCUGACAACUUUCCUGAAGGAAUCACCUCUCUGUCUUAUACAGCUGAAGAUGCCGCUGGAAAUACAGCUACCUGUAUGUUCACCAUAGCAGUCACAGAUAACGAGGAACCUGUUAUUCGUAACUGCCCAUCUUCCAUGUCUGUAUCCAUGGAAACUGGUCGAUAUUACUCUACAGUGUCUUGGAUUGCACCAAGUGUAACGGACAAUUCUAAUAGAGUGACAUUGAUAUUCAAUGAAGCCGACGCCUGGACAAAUCCUGACAACUUUCCUGAAGGAAUCACCUCCCUGUCCUAUACAGCUGAAGAUGCCGCUGGAAAUACAGCUACAUGCAUGUUCACCAUAGCAGUUAUAGAUAACGAGGAACCAGUUAUACGUAACUGCCCACCUUCCAUGUCUGUAUCCAUGGAAACAGGUCGAGAUUACGCUAAGGUGUCUUGGGUUGCACCAAUUGUAACGGACAAUUCUAAUAGAGUGACAAUGACAUUCAAUGAAGCCAACGCCUGGACAAAUCCUGACAACUUUCCUGAAGGAAUGACCUCACUGUCAUAUACAGCUGAAGAUGCCGCUGGAAAUAAAGCUACCUGUAUGUUCACUAUAGCAGUUAUAGGUAGAUCCAUCAUGCUCUAUCAAUAUUAA
This is a messenger RNA of Lytechinus variegatus (green sea urchin), 2811 nucleotides long. Its product is annotated as hyalin-like. The record is from RefSeq and is a predicted model, not a curated record. Lineage: Eukaryota; Metazoa; Echinodermata; Echinoidea; Temnopleuroida; Toxopneustidae. Bases 1 to 2811 code for a protein of 936 amino acids. The transcript has 13 exons.